This is a messenger RNA of Symbiodinium pilosum, 606 nucleotides long. The record is from the annotation of a GenBank genome assembly. Lineage: Eukaryota; Dinophyceae; Suessiales; Symbiodiniaceae.
AUGGUCUUGCUGGACGAGGUGCAGAUGCUGCUUCCGCAGGUUCGCGUGCAUGGUUUCCUAGAUUCUCCGUAUUUUGUUGACAUUCCGAGCUUUGCUGCCAACUUCACAGGUUUUCAACAGCAGUCUGCUGAUGUGCUUGCCAACUUCAACGCCUGGUCUGUAGUUUCAGAGUCAUGUUAUCAGUGGUAUGGCCAUGAAGAGGCAUGGAAAUGCUUGUUUGGCCAAUAUAGAAUGCCCUUCCUGAGGACGCCCUUCCUUGUGAUCGCCUCCCAGUUUGACUCCUGGCAACUCUCUCACCUAGUCCAUGGGUACAGUGGGAUUCAAACACAUCCAAACCUUACGCGGCCGGAGCUUGGAUAUACGGAGAAAUUUGCCGCUAGGACCCAAGCUGGGCUGACCAACCUGAAGCAGAGCAUGCCAAAAGGGUCCUACAUCUAUUCCUCCGCAUGUUACAAUCACCACAUCUCGGAGAAGCGCAGCUUCUUCACCUCUGCCACCAGCUCCGGGCUUACAGAGUCGGAGGCCCUCGAGGCGAUUUGGACACAUAAUGGCGAGGGCUUCAAUUGUGGGAGAGGAUGUGAUCGCAGAGAGGAAAUCAUCAUUUAG